AUGUACACCGUCACCUUGCUGACGCUUUCAGGCUCACCCAGCGCGGAGUUCGAGCUGCCGCCGGCCACCUCGGUCGGCGAGAUCUUGCAGAAGGCUCGCGCCACGGCGUCCGACGGCCGCGCGCAGUUGAAGCUGCUACUUCAGGGUCGGGCGCUGCAGGCGAAGGAGACCUUAUGUUCCCUCGGCUUGCCUCCGCCUCCCACUGUGGUGGAGCUGCAGCUUAUCUGCCAGCCGAGGCUCGUCGAGCGCAUCUCUGUACAAACCUCCGAUUACCAGAGGGUAUCUAUCGGUAUCUGCGGGCAGCGGCGGGCGGGAAAGACGUCUCUCAUGAACCAAUACGUCGAUCGAGCCUUCGUCACGGAUGACUUAUUGAGCGUUAUCCCCAUCGAAUUCAAGAUUGCGAACCUACGUGUCGAACGUGAGUCGCUUGCACUAGACGACAUUCAGACACUACUGGACAUGUCUGCGCCCACAACCGUCCUGGAGAGAGUACUGGUGGGCAACAAGGCAGAUGCGUGCGCCCCCGGAAGCAGCGAGGCAGCACAGGCCUUCGCUGCAGAGCGGGCCGUUCCCUACUUCGAGACCUCUGCCAAGGACUAUGAGAGUGUGGAGCCGGCGAUUCACCAGAUUCUGCUUUCCGUACUGGAUAAGCUGGAGCUGAACUUGACGCCCUUGUCCAAGCACGAACUCGUCCCUCCACCACCUCCCCCGCCCAAUCGCUGCACUUUGCAAUGA
Symbiodinium natans is the source of this 735-nucleotide messenger RNA. The record is from the annotation of a GenBank genome assembly. Lineage: Eukaryota; Dinophyceae; Suessiales; Symbiodiniaceae.